AUGAAGCCAAUGACGGACUUCAAACUGUUUGCUCAAGGAAUCGAGGCUGUAGUAGAAGAGUCUAAGAUAGAAGUGAUAGAGAUAGAAACACCACCAGCUGUGGAAGAACUCUCAGAAAAUCCGCCAUCAGAAGGAGGUGAGCCAGUGCCAGAACCUGCACCGGUGGAGGGGGAACCAAAACCAGAAGGAGAGGGUGAGCCAGCCGCAGAACCUGUAGAAGGUGCAGAGUCUGCACCAGCAGAACCAGGUGCAGAGGAACCGGCAGUGGAGGAGCCACAGCCAGAGAAGCCUGCUGAGGCUGAAGAGCCAGGGCCUUAUCAUGAGCCAGAGGAUACUCCUGCGCUUAUUGAAGACAUGCAGCACUGCUUGUCCAUGUUGAGGCAGAGCUCUAAGGACAUACCUUUGGGAGAGGAAGAUAAGGAACUGAAUCCUGGUGGGGUUGAGAUUGAUUCUGCCCCUAAUCCUGCUGAAGGAGAAGUAUCUGCCCCUAUCACUGCUGAAGGGGAGGUAGCUGCCCCUAUUGAAACAUCAACAGGGGUUGUUGAAGCUCCUGUGGAGCAAAAACUCACACUGGUAGAGGGUGAUCUUACAGCAGUUGUGGAGGGAGAGGUUUCCCCUGGGAUUGUGGAAGUGCAGCCUGAAAUGAGUGGAGAUGCUCAAGAAACUGUGGAAGAAAAACCUUCAGACCAAUCAAACUAAUGAACCUUCAGACAAGAUCAAUAAUUAAUGUAUGCAUAAAUGUCAUAUAAUUUUUCACACAAAAAAAUGUUAUAACAGGUUAUAGAAAUACACGAAAGUACUUUUACUUGAGGUAAAUUUAUUGCUUAUUUACUUACAAAGUACUUAUAAUGCUACACACAAUAACAUACUUAUUGUCAAAAAAUAUAACAAAUUGAUAAAUUAAGUAUUUUUUUAUUGGCAAGAAUAUAUUUUAUACUUGUGGAAUGUGUUUUUAUUGUUCACAUACAUGUUUAACUCAAACGUUUUGUAC
This is a messenger RNA of Homalodisca vitripennis (glassy-winged sharpshooter), 991 nucleotides long. RefSeq names its product skin secretory protein xP2-like. NCBI's taxonomy places the organism in Eukaryota, Metazoa, Arthropoda, Insecta, Hemiptera, Cicadellidae. The coding region runs from base 1 to 699 and encodes 232 amino acids. The record is from RefSeq and is a predicted model, not a curated record. The transcript is spliced from 4 exons.